Molecule: messenger RNA, 528 nt
Organism: Rotaria sordida
Lineage: Eukaryota; Metazoa; Rotifera; Eurotatoria; Philodinida; Philodinidae
Source: the annotation of a GenBank genome assembly
AUGGGUCGUAAACGAUUAUCAAGCAACGAUUCAGUUGCAACAACAGCAAGUAAUUCUCCUAUUAAAUCAAAUAAUACAGCAAAUGGUGGAAUGCAACAAAGAAAUGCUGCUAAUGCUCGUGAACGUGCUCGAAUGCGUGUAUUAAGUAAAGCUUUUAUUAAACUAAAAACUCAUUUACCAUGGGUUCCACAUGAUACAAAAUUAUCAAAACUUGAUACACUUCGUUUAGCAACAAGUUAUAUUGUCCAUUUAACACAAAUAUUAGAUAAUGAUGAACUUCCAGUGCCAACCAUAACAGCACCACCAACUACUACAUCACUUUCACUUCAAACACCAAAUAAUUUUAGUUGGCCAUAUUCAUCUUGUCAUCGAUCUUCAUCAUUAUGUGCUAUGAAUGGUCGAUUAUCUUCAUCAUCUAAUAUAAAUAAUAAUACUUAUCCAAAUAAUGAAUAUGAAUAUCAAAUUCAAUCAGAACUUAUUAAUGAUCAUCAAGAAAAUAUUAUUGAAGAAAAACCUCGGAUAUGUUAA